Verticillium dahliae VdLs.17 is the source of this 2526-nucleotide messenger RNA. RefSeq names its product transcriptional activator xlnR. The coding region runs from base 1 to 2526 and encodes 841 amino acids. Gene Ontology annotation, molecular function: zinc ion binding; DNA binding; DNA-binding transcription factor activity, RNA polymerase II-specific. The record is from RefSeq and is a predicted model, not a curated record. The transcript has 5 exons. Gene Ontology annotation, biological process: regulation of DNA-templated transcription; DNA-templated transcription. Lineage: Eukaryota; Fungi; Ascomycota; Sordariomycetes; Glomerellales; Plectosphaerellaceae.
AUGGAAGACCUUCGUGGCCAACCGUCUCCCGAGCCCGAGACGAAUGGCCGGGGGAGCCAGGAUGGGACGGACGCGGAGCAUGCAAGGCCAAGGAAGAGGACGCGGGUCGCAUGCGACAAGUGCAGUACGUCUCGGACCCGCUGCGACGGCCAGUAUCCGUGUCGACGUUGUCAAGGCAAGCCUGUUGCACUAGCCAGGAGAGUAAAACCCGAGGCAUCUUCGGCUAACCCCUGUCCCAUCACAGACUACGGUUACUCCUGUAACUAUGACCGACAAAUCAAGAAACGCGGUCGCGUCCCCCGCAACGAAACAGCACCCAGGAGUCAUUCCAACUGCGAAUCGUCCGCUAAUGAGACCUCGUACCCGGAUCAGCAUCAAGCGAGCUCGCCUGCUGCCGAAUCGGAGCCUCCGUCGGCCUCCUUCGACCAGCGGCGACAGGUGGCCGAGCCGCAGCAGAAUCUUGCCGUUCCAGAGACGCACGCUCAUGUUGAGUUGGACACGGCCAAUGGGGGCUACUUGCCUCAACAAGCCAUCUCCCCGCCAUACGCCAUGUAUGCCACCGAAGGCUACGCGGCUGGUCUGAGACACACAAAUCAUCCGAGGCUGGGUGACGCUGUUGUGUCGGAGCCCAGCGACGGCCACCCGUCCCCUGCAAACCUCAAUCCAUUGCACGAUGCACACGCCUCGACAAAGCCGCAUCCGCAACAGCAGCGCGCAAGGGCGUCAUUCAGCACAAUCGUUAGGCCGCACGGAUUCGGACCCUUCAGCCCGAUACCGUCGGACGGCUCUCAGGGCGGUGGCCAGCAAAGAGGCUCACAGUAUGGUGUCUCGACUGCCGACUGUCGCUACCGCUGUCUCGACCCUCUCCUCCCCUAUCUUGGCGAUGUCUUGCCUGCGUCUGUGGCUUGUGAUCUCUUUGAUGUCUAUCUCGUGGAUCCCGGAAGCUCGUUGUUUCGCUGCGCCUCGCCAUACAUCCUGACGCGAAUAUUCCGGAAGAAAUCGCUGCUUCAUCCAACAAAUCCGCGACCCAUGUCGCCGGCGCUUCUGGCUACCAUUCUUUGGUGCUGUGCCCAGACUGCCGACAUAUCUCUGCUUCUUGUUCCGGGAUCGAGAUCACGAGUCACAAACGCGCUCUACGAGCUCGCCACAUUUCUCAUCACGGACCGAGACCCCGACAGAUGGCGAAGAAUACACGGGGGACUACGCAUUGAGAAUGAACAGGUACCCGAGCAGUACCCCUACAACUCCAAUCUCCCAAGCACCACGGAGAGCAAUGAGCCAGCCGGUGCCAUUGAUGAUGUGCUCACGUUCAUCCUCCUCUGCAUUGGAGUGUCCGGAGGCGACUUCAAGUCGGAUUGUCUCAAGUGGUGGAGCAAAGCAGCCAGGCUUGCGCUGUCACUGCGUUUGAAUCGACUGGACGAGGACUCAUCAUUGUCCGGACUGACCUCUCCCCCACGAAAGCACAAGGGCCAGCUGCUUCUGGCUGCACUUGAGGCCGAGGAAGAGAAGAGGCGAGUCUUUUGGUUGCUUUAUUCGCUCGACCGACAUCUUGCGCUGUCGUUCAAUCGAGUCCUCCAAAUUCCGGAUUCGAGCUGUGAAGUUUAUGCCCCAUUGGCGGAGAACAUGUGGGAGACGCUAGACGAAGUGCUCCUCCUCGGACCGCCAGCCAGGACGAUAGGUCCCCUCAGCACGAUAUCUGGUUCCAGUUUCUUCGAAUACUUCCUCCCGCUGAUGGUCAUCCUCGGCGACAUCAUCGAAGUUCACCAUAGCAAGCACCAUCCUCGCCUUGGGAGCCUGGACAACAGCCUCGCCGUCUCUGUUAUUGGCAAUAUGAUAAGCGAGUGCGAGGAGAGCCUUGCCAGGCUUGCGCACGAGGCCGAUGUGCGACACUCAGCAUACGGAAACUCUGACACCCCAAUGCUCAUCAGCAAUCUGGUGACCGGCCUGCCCGACAACAGUCAUCCAGCACCACCACCACCAAGUCGGAGUCACGACACGCACGAUGAUCGAUCCGAUGUGCGUCUUGUGGUCGCAUACAGUACACACAUUCUCCAUGUCAUGCACGUCUUGUUGCACGGCAAGUGGGACGCCAUCAGCAUGCUGGACAAUGAGGAUGACUGGAUCACCACACCGCGCUUUGCCGAGUGCGCGUCGCACGCCAUUGCCGCUUCCGAGGCCGUGUCCGAUAUUCUCAAGUUUGAUCCAGAACUGACUUUUAUGCCAUACCUCUUCGGUAUAUACCUGCUGCACGGCAGCUUCAUCCUGUUGCUCUUUGCCGACCGGAUGCCUCAGCUCGGACCCAAUCAGAGCGUCGAGCAGGCGUGCGAGACCAUCAUCAGAGCCCACGAGGUCUGCGUUGUAACCUUGAGCACAGAGUUUCAGCGGAAUUUCCGACGAGUGGUACGGUCCACGUUGUAUAGUGUACGAGGCUCCAGUCCCAAAGGCUGGGAGGAGCACAAGCUGGCGCGGAGGAGAGUACUCUCACUGUACAGAUGGACCAAAGGAGCCAAGGGACUGGGAAUUUGA